Messenger RNA from Carya illinoinensis, 1888 nucleotides. RefSeq names its product oxysterol-binding protein-related protein 4B. The transcript is spliced from 7 exons. Gene Ontology annotation, cellular component: membrane; cytosol; intracellular membrane-bounded organelle. Gene Ontology annotation, molecular function: sterol binding. The coding region runs from base 16 to 1404 and encodes 462 amino acids. Lineage: Eukaryota; Viridiplantae; Streptophyta; Magnoliopsida; Fagales; Juglandaceae. The record is from RefSeq and is a predicted model, not a curated record.
UAAAGAUUAUAGUAUAUGAAUAAGACAUCAUGUGAACGAAGUUAUGCCCGACUAAACAAAUUAAUUGGCCUCCCCGUACCGCCCUAUAAAGAUUUCCAUUUGACCUCACAGCAAAACCACCCAGAAAUUGUCCUCCCUGCGAGUAGUCUCAAUCGAUCGCACGCACGCACGCACAAUCUCUGCACGCUACAACGAAGCCUCUUCAGUACUGCAGUUUCCCUCUACGUACCGACGGCCAAGUCUCUUCAAAUGGUCACCGGAGCUGGGAAUGAUGAGAGCCGGAUUGUUCUGACAAAACCGGUGACAUUGGAGGGGGAAUCAGAUAUUGAUUACACAGCUCCUAAUCCUCUCCAGCUCGUUUUGAGUCUCUUCAAAAAUGUCAUGCCAGGAUCAGACCUCUCACGCUUUCAGCUGCCCCCUACCUUCAACAUUCCAAAGUCACAACUUCAGUGUUUUGGCGAAUCGGUGUAUUGCAUUGCUACUGAUAUGUUGAGCAGGUGCAACGGCGGCAAGAGCCCCCAUGACAGAUUCAUAGCCGUUACAGCCUGGAGCAUUUCCACACUGCGUCCUGUGAUGUUCGGUGUGGCUCCUUAUAAUCCCAUUCUUGGAGAGACGCACCAUGUUUCAAGUGGGAAUCUCAAUGUUCUUCUUGAACAGGUUUCACACCACCCACCAGUAUCUGCACUCCAUGCAACCGAUGAGAAAGAAAAUGUUGAAUUGAUUUGGUGUCAUCAUCCUUCUCCCAAAUUCCAUGGUACUUCAGUGGAAGCUGAGGUGCUGGGCAAAAGGCAGCUGAAGCUACUAAAUCAUCGAGAAACCUAUGUAAUGAACUCACUGAAUCUAUUGAUCAGAUUCCUUCCAGGUCCUAGGACAGAUUGGGUUGGUAAGGUCAAAAUCCAGUGUCAAGAAACUGGGCUGGAAGCUGAGUUGUGUUUUAGGAGCAAUUCUUUUCUAUGGUGCAGAGGAAAUCAUCGAUCUGUUAAGGGGAAGAUAUUGGACUCAUCAUCCUUGCAGACUCUUUAUGAGAUUGAUGGUCACUGGGAUAGAACUGUCGGAGUGAAGGACAUCAGUAAUGGAAAAUUAACAAUUAUAUACAAUGCAAAAGAAGUCAUUUCAGGAUUGAAUGCUCCAAUUGUCAAGGAUCCAAAGGAAGUGUGGCCAAGUGAAUCAGCCAUCGUGUGGAGUGAUGUGAGCCAGAGCAUCCUGAGCAAAGAUUGGGAGAAAGCAAGAGAAGCAAAGAAGGUGGUUGAGGAGAAACAGAGGGAGCUAUUGAGAGAGAGAGAUUCAAGAGGGGAAACUUGGAUUCCUAAGCAUUUUACAGUUUCUCAUAGCAAGGAAGGUGGGUGGGACUGCUCACCUAUUCAAAAGUGGGUCCCACCAGCACCCAUAGUCGUGCCCCUUUGAUUCAUUGACUGUAUAGAAUCGUAUCAAAUCAGUUUCUUGUGAACUUUAUAAGAAUUGGUAGUGGCUGGAUCAACCAACCCUGUAAACAACAAAGCCUCACCUGCUUUCAUCAUCAAGCUCCCAAGUACUAAUAAGUACAGAAGUCAGCUAGAAACAUUGGGGGGGAUGGCUAAAGAAUGCUCACAACAAGUGGCUGGACUUUCACACUAUGCUGAAAUUCACGAGAAAGAACUUUAUUUGCCUUGUGAAAUAUCUGCCUCACUUAUACCUAAUGAUAAGGAGUUCAUCGCCUUUUUCGGUGGCCAAGUCAAAUGAAUGUAGUCCUUUUCCAUGCACUGCCUAUCCAUGCUAUCCGGAUCUUCUUCUUUUUCAUGUAGUAGUUGAAGUGGGGCUACUUAAUUCGUUGCAGUGGUCUACUUGUGGACAUUACCAAGUUCUUUAUGCUUAGACAAACAUUAAAUCACAUUUAUACUUGUAUUGCAAA